This is a messenger RNA of Bombina bombina (fire-bellied toad), 2671 nucleotides long. RefSeq names its product charged multivesicular body protein 4B (gene CHMP4B). Gene Ontology annotation, cellular component: ESCRT III complex; multivesicular body; cytoplasmic side of plasma membrane. The record is from RefSeq and is a predicted model, not a curated record. Gene Ontology annotation, biological process: vesicle budding from membrane; late endosome to vacuole transport via multivesicular body sorting pathway. NCBI's taxonomy places the organism in Eukaryota, Metazoa, Chordata, Amphibia, Anura, Bombinatoridae. Bases 168 to 836 code for a protein of 222 amino acids. The transcript is spliced from 5 exons.
AUGACGUAGCACGCAGUGACCGACGGGUCGGGGUUCGGUUGUUGUCGUAGGUGUAAGGAGGUGGCUGAGUAGUUAGGAGUUGUAGCUCUGAUUAUAUUUCUUGUGUGUGCUGUCACGUCUGAAACAGAACCGUUGUAUAUAAGUUCUCGGGGCGAAUACCGGGAGCAAUGUCGGUGUUUGGAAAGCUGUUCGGUACUGGGGGUAAGGGCGCAAAGGGUCCCAGCCCCCAGGAGGCCAUCCAGAAAUUGCGCGACACCGAGGAAAUGCUGACCAAGAAACAGGAAUUCCUAGAGAAGAAAAUCGAGCAGGAGUUGAUUGCGGCCAAGAAGCACGGGACUAAAAACAAGAGGGCUGCCCUGCAGGCUCUGAAACGCAAGAAGAGGUACGAGAAGCAGCUUGCACAAAUCGAUGGAACAUUAUCCACUAUUGAAUUUCAGCGUGAAGCCCUUGAAAAUGCUAACACCAAUACUGAGGUUCUCAAAAACAUGGGAUUUGCAGCUAAAGCUAUGAAAGCUGCUCAUGACAACAUGGAUAUCGAUAAGGUAGACGAACUAAUGCAAGAUAUUGCUGAUCAGCAGGAACUUGCACAGGAAAUCUCAGAUGCUAUUUCCAAGCCUGUAGGAUUUGGAGAAGAGUUUGAUGAUGAUGAGUUGAUGGCUGAGUUAGAAGAGUUGGAACAAGAAGAAUUAGACAAAAAUCUACUUGAGGUAGAGGGACCAGAAAAUGUGCCACUUCCCAAUGUGCCUGCAGCCUCUUUACCAUCAAAGCCAGUCAAGAAAAAGCAAGAGGAAGAGGAUGAUGAGCUGAGAGAAUUGGAAUCCUGGGCCGGGUUGUAGAUAUUUCAGUAGUACUGUAAAGUCACAUGGACGGAAAGACUAUCCACCUUGUGCAGUGGGUGUACAUAUGGUGUGUGAGGGAGGAUGGAGGGCGGGGGGUACAAGAACACAACUCAAAAUGUUUCUCUCUUUCUCUUUACCCCUUUUUUUCUUUCUCUGCUCAAACUGUGGCCUUGACGACUGGGUAAAAACACCACAAGAUGUGGUAGAACUGGAGGGUUCAGAUUUUGACUUUGUAUUGGCUGAUGUCAAGCCUUUGAGCUCAGUGCUUCACCAACACCUGUAUGGCAGAUAAGGCAGCUGGCUGGAAUUAUGGAAUCCCGGAGCACACUCAUGCUUGGCCUGCACGUUGGUGUUUGCAAUAAAGUUUGCAGUUCACCUUGCCUCAUCUGUCAUUAUUACAGUUCUGCUUUUAAAAGCCCUUGGAUUUUAAAUGGAGGCCUUGUAUUCUACUGUAGAAUAAUAGCCCAUAACAUGGUGUGACCAUGUAAAGGACAAAUGCUGUAUAUUUACAAGUCUGUAUUCACAUAUCCCAGGAUGCAAUCUUCCCUGUAUAUGACAAGAUCAAUCAUACAUAACAACACUACAAUAUUUUACAAAGCAGAAUGUUUAUGCUUGGGGUCACAGCGAAGAGGGUGGCAGGAAGAUAUGUCUUACAAAUAUAUUAUAAGACAAAAUGAUUCCAAAUUAGAAACAGAUUUUUUUUUUUUUUAAAUGGUGAUUGAACACAUUUGCGCGUGUUUGUGUAAUCAAAUUUAUAUAUGUAUUUUUAGCCAUUAAGCCAACAGUGUAUGUGUGUAUGUUUAAACAAGCUUCCAUACAAACCAUAAUGUUUAAAAGGUUGUGGUUUUUAACUUUUUGGAAGAUACUGCUUGUGCACUGUAGUCAUAGCUCAUAUGUUCAUGAAAUAUAUGCUGUAUUGCACAUAAUUCAAGAUCUUGUUACUGUAUUUUUUUCUUUUGCACCCAAACAGUGGAGUACUACUUCAUAUAGCUCCACCUUCCAGUAUGGAAAUGUCUUUGGAAACAUAACUAGUCUAAACAAAUGCUCUACUUUAAUACUAUUUACUUGUUUUGACUUGUGGAAAAUGUCAAGUUCUCUCCCUAUACGUACAUACAUCAUUUCUGACAUUCUUUUUUGUGCAUACAUGAGACCUGUGGAUGUGGCCCCAUGGGUAAAUAUUGUGCAGGAGGGAAGCAUGUCAGGCACUCAUCUGUAGAUGUGAAUGAGUGUGAUCUGCAGUGUGGCUAUUUAUAGAUAUAUUUAUUGGUCAAACACACUUAAUGUAGAGCUUGUCAUAGAUAGUAUACAGUUACAGCUCAGGCUUGUCUUUUUAAAUGUUAAUAAUACAUCCUGUUUACAAGUUAUUGUAGACAACUUAGUGAUUACUGCAUGUAACUGCACCAUGCAGACUUAAAAUACCUUUAAACAGGAUUUAAUUUAUCUCCGUAAAUAACAAUUUCUUUGUUCACCCAAGAACUGUACUUUUUCUGUUAAAAAAUGUUCCAUUUUAAAUAUUCAGCUGGAAAUAGUUUACAAUUUUUAGUAAAUAACCUUAUUGUUUUUAUUUAAGGAUAUUUCAUUUUCCUAAUCAAGGACCUUUAAGUUGUUGGAUGCUGUUCUUCUGCAAGUGAAUCUUGGAAUAAUAAUGAAUAUAUAUAUAUAUAUAUAUAUACACACACAGUGGCUGCAUAUUUCAAAAUUUGUACAUGGAUGGGAGAUUAUUGGAGUGAAUGUAUUUUGCAUACUUUGGUGUCUUUGUUUAUAGCAUUUUCAAUUGGACUUUAACUGCAUUCACUCUUACUAGAGAAAAAAUAAAUAUAUUUCAAACAUAA